This is a messenger RNA of Leucoraja erinaceus (little skate), 3985 nucleotides long. Its product is annotated as vimentin-like. Gene Ontology annotation, biological process: intermediate filament organization. NCBI's taxonomy places the organism in Eukaryota, Metazoa, Chordata, Chondrichthyes, Rajiformes, Rajidae. Gene Ontology annotation, cellular component: intermediate filament; cytoplasm; axon. The record is from RefSeq and is a predicted model, not a curated record. The transcript has 3 exons. Bases 127 to 1332 code for a protein of 401 amino acids. Gene Ontology annotation, molecular function: structural constituent of cytoskeleton.
CAAUCACACAAAAAUGUUGCGAAAGUUACAGGGUGGUCGUAACAUUCCCACAGAUCCCUAUAAAAACUCCCGCCGGAGCAGGGGAGGGGGGAGAGGUUAGGGAGAAAGCCGGCAGAGGAGGGGAGGAUGAGGAGCUCUUCCUACAGCACGAAGACCACCUCCGUAAGCAGAUGCAACAAGAGCGGCCCGAGGGUCCAGAGCCCUUCCCCGUCCCGCCACCGGUCCCACUCCAGCGAGUCCCUGGCAGGGGGAAGGGGCCGCUCCAGGGGGCCGGCGGUGGAGAGGAAUGAGAAGGAAGAGAUGCAGCAACUGAACGGCAUCUUCGAAGGUUACAUCGACAAGGCGAGGAGCCUGGAGCGGCGCAAAGGGCAGCUACGGCAGGAGGCGGCGGCGCUGAGGGAGCGCCUCAGAGAGCCCGGGGGGCCGGAGGCAGAGUACCAGCAGCAGCUGAAGGAGCUGAGGGAGUUGGUGGAGGAGCUGGCACACCGGAAAGGGCUGGCUAAGAUCGAGACCGGCAACGUCCAGGAACACAUCAACUGCUGGAGGCUGAAGUGUCAGGAGGAGCUGGAUCUACAGGGUGAAGCCGAGAGGGUCUUGCGGGAAUUCCAGAAGGAUGUUACUGAUGCCAACCUGCGGAAAGCGGAGCUGGAGAGGAAGAUGGAGGAGGUGGCGGGCGAGAUGGGAUUCCUGAAGUUGCUGCAUGAUGAAGAGGUGACCGACCUGACCCGUCAGAUCGAGGAGUCCAAGGUGUCGGCCGAACUUGAGUCGGCCCGUCCGGAUCUGGGAGCGGCCUUGAGGUCCAUCCGGGUGGAGAUGGAAGAGAUUUCCGCCAGGAACCUGAGAGAUACCGAGGCCUGGUACAAGAGCAAGCUGAACAGCCUCCAUCAGCACGCCAGCAGGUUCGACGGGCAGAUCCAGACCACCAAGGAGGAGAUCAACAUCCUGCAGCGGGAGACAGACGAGCUGGAGAGCGAGAUCAACUCCCUCCGAAGCAUCAACCAAUGCCUGGAGGACCAGCUGGACGACAUGGAGACCAGGCACCUGGGGAAAGCAGCCAACCUUCAACAGGCCAUCUCCCAGUUGGAGUUCCAUCUACGGGAGACCCAGUCCCAGAUGUCCCGGUACCUGCAGGAGUACCAGGACCUGCUGCACGUUAAGGUGAAGCUGGACGCUGAGAUUGCGACGUACAGGAAGCUAUUGGAAGCCGAGGAGGACAGACUGGGGCUGAUUCACAAGUCUGAAGCAGGCGCAUCCUCUGUAAUGCGAGAGAAGAGAACAGAAUCCAUCACUCGUAAUGUGGAGAAGCACAUGACGUUCAAAGUGACUGCCUAAGGCGAGACAGAGGACCCACGACUUCACCGUCACACAUACAAUUAUGACUGGGGUCCACCCAGUAUUAAUAUCUCAGUUCGUCAUUACAAUUUUAAAAUGUUAGGUGUUCACACAAUGACAUUGAGGUUUUUCUUUAACUGUGCUUCACUGAAUGAAGUAGACACGUAAUUAAUGUGUGGUCAUUCCACAUUGUGUCACCUUGAAUUGCGCAUCUAGGGCUUCUUGAUGUAACAUGAAGGUGAUGGUAGUUAGCAGGUCAGCCAAUAACUGUGUCAAUAAAGUAUAACUAUUGUGCACUAGCUCGCUCUUCUUCCAAACCCUGAGAAUCAGAUACAGACAUUAUAUCGGGAACCAAGAGGGUUUUUGGGUCAAAACCUUUUCAUGCAUUGCGGCAGUUCCUUGUGGGAUUGGGAAGGUUGGGGGAAGAGUCAUUUGGCCUUUGGAAUGGGGGGGAUGGGAUUAGCCUGGCAGCCUGCUGAAUGAAUUGAUGUUGGAUCUGUGACUGAACUCCAUGCCACUUUAUCACUAAAUCUACAACCCAGAAGAUUCAGAUUUAUGGCCUCAGGACUCCACUGCUCAACCUGAAAGGCCAGAGGUUAGUAGGUUUGGUAACCUUGGUUUUAAGGAACAGAAGCUUUUUGACUCCUCCUGUCCUUUUAUAGUGUCAUACAGCACGAAAGAGGUCAUUUGGCCCAACUUGCCCACACCAACCAUGGGUCCCCCAUCUACAGUAAUCCCACCUGCCCGUGUUUGGCCCACAUCUCUCUAAACCUUUCCUAUCCAUGUACCUGUCCAAAUGUCUUUUAAAUGUUGUUUCCAUUUCUGCCUCCCCUACCUCGUCCGACAGCCCAUUCCAUAUACUGUACCCAUCACCCAAAACGUUGCCCCUCAGAUUUCAGUUAGAUCUUUCCCUCACCUUGAACAUGUGGUCUCUGGCUCUUGAUUCGCCUACUCUGGGUAAAAUACACUGUGCAUCUACCCUAUCUAUCCCCCUCAUGAUUUUAUACACCUCAAUAAUAUCACCUGUCAUUCUCCUAUGCUCCAAGGAAUAACAUCGUAGCUUGCACAACCUCUCCCUGUAGCUCAAGCCCUCAAGUCUUGGCAACAUCCUCGUAAAUCAUCUCUGCACUCUUUCCAGCUUAACAAUACAUUUCCUACAAUAGAAUGACCAAAUCCGAACACAAUACUCCAACUGUGGUCUCACCAGCGCCUUGUACAGCUGUAACAAAACUGCCAAUCAGUUAGAUCAUGGUUUUGUCUUGAGUAUUUAUUCAUCCCACACUCGUAACAACUCUUCCCUGACCCAAACACUAGGGACAAUUAAAAGGAGCCAAUUAUCCCACCAACCAUGUCUUUGGUAUGUAGGGGGAAACUAGAAAACAUGAAGAAAGCCCACACGGUCACAGGGAGAACACACAAACACCACACUGACAGCCCCAGAGGUCAGGACUGAACCGGGUCUCUGGCAUUGUGAGGUGGUGGUUCUGGUCGCAUCACUGUGCCUCUUGAACCAUGGCAGCCUUCCUAUUGGGAGCAUUCACAGGGCACUGUGGAACAGGGAUGCCAGGACAGGAGAAUAUCUGGUUACAGGUCAGAAUAUGGCAUGACCUGGAGGGAACUUGCAAGAGAUGGCUCUGUAGCAUUGCCUGUCCCUGCUGCCCUUGUCCUUUGUUGUGGCCGAGAUCACGGGCUUGGAAGGUGGAACAUCUUGAUGCAAAAUGAAGAAUGUAAUUAGCAGAGACACCAAAUUCUGGAGCAACUCAGCAGGUCAGGCAGCAUCUCGGGAUGCAUCAAUAAAGCAUGGCAGAUGCACACUGGCAUUCGACACACCUGUUCAAACAUAGGACAUAAAACAGUAGAGCACAAGAGAAGACACAAUGCUGGAGUAACUCAGCAGGUCAGGCAGCAUCUCUGGAGAACACAGAUGGGUGAUGUUUCUGGUCGGGACCAUCUCCAGACUCAGGAACAGCACAAGAACAGGCCCACUGAACUUAUUCAAAGCGACACAGCAGGGAAAUAUUCUCCUCAACUCCUCCCAUCCACAUAUUCUACCACUUACCUACACACAGUAGCUAAUUAUUGGGAUUGGAUUAUAAUGGUCAUGUACAUCGAGAUACGGUGAAAAACAUUUGCAUGCUAUUCAGCCCAUUCACACAAUACAGGAGUACAAUAAAGCACUGCACAAAUAGAAUGUGCAAUUCACAGCUCCCGAAGACCGGAGAGCCAAGGAGGGAGCCGCUGGCGACAAUGGACUUGAGUCGGCUGAUAGGAGAGGGAUUGGGAUAUUGCCUCCAGCACCUUUAAGGUCAGCUGCAAGAGGCGCCCCUGGGACAAAGAGGCGGUAGGACGAGGAGAGGGAUGUCGGGUUGUGAGCCUGCAGCAACCUGGGACUUACCUGGAUCGAGGACUCUACAGUACUUCCAACACGUGCAUCGGACUUUGGAUUUAUUCUUUUUCUUUGUAAACGGCGCCAAAACUGUGCAUUUGUGGGUUGUGCAAACGAAUUUCACUGCGAUGUGCAUACGUGACAAUAAAGAACCAUUGAAGUACAACAGAUAGUGCAAGUGAUUCCAGGGUGUAGAGUGUCGCACCAUUACAGCAUCACUAUUAGAGAAAGUCAGAUUUUAACGAAUGCAAGAUAUGCAAUUAGGUA